Olea europaea var. sylvestris is the source of this 570-nucleotide messenger RNA. RefSeq lists its product as uncharacterized. NCBI's taxonomy places the organism in Eukaryota, Viridiplantae, Streptophyta, Magnoliopsida, Lamiales, Oleaceae. The record is from RefSeq and is a predicted model, not a curated record. The transcript has 3 exons. The coding region runs from base 1 to 570 and encodes 189 amino acids.
AUGACCAAAUCAAUUUAUCAAUCUUUAGCACUUACUUUCUUGUCCUUCCUGUUGCUGUCUCCUUCAUCAGCACAUGACAAGAAAUUGCCUGAUGUUGAUUUCAAGGGAAGUUUCUCCACAGUCUAUGCUUUUGGCGACUCGUACACAGAUACGGGCAAUGCUAAGUUUCUCGGAGGCUUCAAUGCCUCAGUCGAUGCCAAAAACAUCCCAUUAGAGAAGUUGAAAUCACUAGCACUGGGAACAGUCGAAGCACUAGGAGGAAAUCCUACGGGUCGAUUGUGUAAUGGCAAACUCGUGACAUUGCUGGCUGCUGGAGCAAAAUAUAUUGUGGUUCAAGGACUACCACCUGUGGGAUGCCUCCCGAUGGACAUCUCCCUGUGUCCACUGCAAAACCUCAAUAAAAUGGGCUGCGCCGCAGCUGUUAACUCUGCAAUAAUGAUCCACAACCAAAUCCUUCAACGUAAUAUAGAAAAUCUCAGGAAAAUCAACCCAAAUAGUACAAUCGUAAGUACCAGAUUGAAGAACCCUUUAAAGCAUGCUGUGGAUGUGGUGAAAGUGGGUCGCCUCUGA